Humulus lupulus (European hop) is the source of this 1551-nucleotide messenger RNA. RefSeq lists its product as uncharacterized. The record is from RefSeq and is a predicted model, not a curated record. Bases 112 to 1296 code for a protein of 394 amino acids. NCBI's taxonomy places the organism in Eukaryota, Viridiplantae, Streptophyta, Magnoliopsida, Rosales, Cannabaceae. The transcript has 6 exons. Gene Ontology annotation, molecular function: protein binding.
UUCAUUCACUACUACUUUCCUAUUCGUCAAACAUUACGACCUCAAUUGAAGUAAUCCCCCAAAGCGCAAAAAAAAAAAAAAAAUAACAGAGUUUCCUCGUUGGGGUUGCUAAUGGCAUCUUCGCCAUCAUCAUGGAAACCCCGAAUUCCCCACAAAAAAACAGAGAGUGACGUUUCAUCUUCUUCUUCAUCUCUACCUGCUCUUCCCCAUAAUAUACUUUUCUCUCCAGAAGAUCAUUUUCGAAAUUGCGACACUGGCUUUCAAACAGCUCCUUGUUCUCCGCCGCCUCAUCCCACCGACUGUACUUUUCCGGCUGAUGUUUCAUCCCAAAGCGGAACUUUCAUUCAAAUAUCUUCUCCUCCUUCCCUCCAGACUACCAAACCCUCUUCCCCUCUUACCACCGUACUACAUGAAAGAGAUGCUCUACCGAGUCACAAUUUGCUCAAAAUCAAGUCCUUUUCAACACUAGCCAAAUCGUCCAUAGAGAAAUUCAGUAAUGAUUUUGAAGCAGGGGGCUACAAAUGGAACUUUUGUAUAUACCCAAAUGGGGACAAGAGCAAAGAUGGGGAAGAUUAUAUAUCUGUCUACUUGGAAAUUUUGGAAACAAUUACUCUCGCUGCUGGGUGGGAGGUUAAUGCUAUCUUUAAUUUCUUUAUAUUCGAUCAUAUUCGUGACAAGUAUGUUGGUACCCAAGAUGCUUCAGUAAGGCGAUUCCAUUGUAUGAAGACACAAUGGGGUGUAGUCAAAUUUGUUGAUCUGGAAACAUUUAACAACCCAUACAACGGUUACCUUGUUAAUGACACAUGUAGUUUUGGUGUUGAGGUUUUCAUAGUCAAAACUAGAUCGAAAGCUGAGUGUUUAACAUUGAUUAACAAUCCCGUGACUCUCAAGGCCGGUUGGAAUUUCUCUUCUGUGACAAAAGUAACACGUAAAUUUUUAGAAACUCCUUUCGUUGUUGGUGGAGACUACAAAUGGAGGCUGUUAUUCUAUCCAAGUGGUUACCAAAUAGAAGGGAACAAGAUCAACAAUAUCGUUUCGGUAUAUCUUUAUGUGGAUACUUCGACACUUUCUGCUGGCACUAAACUACUUGUGCAUUACACUUUUCGAUUGGAAGACAAAAGGAACGGCAAACAUUUUGAACGAAGUGAUACCAAACUGUUUGGUGCUGCUGCUCGGGGUUUUCGUGAGUUCAUGUCUGAGACUAAAUUCAGAGACCCAGAAAAUGGUUUUCUGGUGAAUGAUGAAUGCCUUAUAAGAGCAGAGUUUGAAGUUCUUGGUGUAGUUACACUAGAAUAGUCAAUUAUAUUGCCAUUCGGCUUUACAUUUUCUUUUGGUUGCUAAUCAAAGGAUGUUGCUCUAGUUAACACUGAUCAUUUUUAUGCUAGAGCUUAAGAAUGUAGACAUCUUCCAUACUUCAUGGAGUUAUUAAUUAUAAAUAGUUGUAAAAUGGCUUAGAACUAAUUUAUCGUUCUCUUAAGGGAAGAUUAGGAUUUCUAAAUGCAACGAGGCAAUGUUUUAAAUAAAUAUAUGUCAACUUUCUAAUUUGGCAAA